Rubroshorea leprosula is the source of this 4644-nucleotide messenger RNA. The record is from the annotation of a GenBank genome assembly. NCBI's taxonomy places the organism in Eukaryota, Viridiplantae, Streptophyta, Magnoliopsida, Malvales, Dipterocarpaceae.
CGUCGAAAAUACAUUUUUUUCCUCUAAAAUUUUUUGCGUUCGCUGCAAUCACCGGACACCGCUUCUCUCGCCUCUCUCCGAUUGGAAAAUGGCUCCAAAAAAGAAGCCACAGAAGCAGGGCAAGCAAAAACCAGCUUCAACUUCCGCUUCUUCAUCAAAGAACAAUAAACAGCCGUCGUCUGGUUCAAGGCUCCAGCUAUCGGCCGAGAACGAGAACCGGCUGCGCCGCCUAUUACUCAACUCGAACCGCCCCGCCCAACCACAGCCGGAACCUGUCCCUGCACAGGAUUCGCUCUCCAAGGCUCAGAAGGCUAAGAAGCUUAAAGCAGUUUACGAAAAGCUCUCUUGCGAAGGAUUUUCUAAUGAUCAGAUUGAACUCGCUCUUUCCUCACUCAAGGAUGCUGCUACUUUUGAGGCUGCACUUGAUUGGUUAUGCUUGAACUUGCCUAGGAAUGAGCUUCCUCUGAAAUUUUCUAGUGGGACUUCUCUGCAUUAUGAUGGAGGAGGUUCUGUUAGUGUUAUAUCAGUUGCACGGGAUGACUGGACUCCUACUGUGGACCCAUCUACUAGGAUUAAGGGAAACUUAGAGGAACUUUCUCUUAGAAUCAAGGAGCGGUCAGAUGAAGACACUCUCAAUCGAUGCCAACCAUCACAAGCAGAUUGGAUCCGCCAAUAUAUGGAGCAGGAAGAAGAGAAUGAACCUGAAUCCUGGGAAGAUGAAGUAGUUAGUGAGUGUUCCUCCAAAGAGAGGUCUUAUGAUGUUAUUUUCCGAGAGUAUCACGCAGCUCGAUUAGAAGCUGCAAAAGCUAAGGAAAAGGGGGAUAAAAAUAAUCAGGAGAAUGCAGGCAAUAUUAUCCGCAAACUCAAGCAAGAGCUCUCUGCUUUAGGAUUAUCAGAUGAGAGUUUUGCAUCUGAUUUUUGGCAUGCAUGUAUUUCUGAGGACAAUGUGGCUUAUGAGCACCCCAAGGCAACAACAUCAGGUGAUGAAGGUCGUUCAGCCCUUCUACAUUCAGAUGAAGUAACUGAUGGUGGGAUUGAUAUGGAGUGCUGCAUUUCCAAAGAAUUUCUGGACACAUCUAUUUCUUCUGCUGCAUCUGUUCAGGAAAAACUUGUCUUAGAAGAGGCAUCAGAAGAUGUGGAGCUUGGUGAUUUCUUCUUAGAAGAUGCCUCAUCUGCUGAUGCUUUACCUCCUGAAAUAUUGGAGUUACAGAAGAAAGAAUGGAUGAGAGAUUUAUCCAGUGAGAAAAAUUUAGAGAAAUUAGAUGGAAUCUGGAAGAAGGGGGACCCAAAAAAGAUCCCUAAAGCUGUUCUUCAUCAAUUAUGCCAAAGAUCAGGGUGGGAAGCACCAAAAUUUGAUAAAGUGCUUGAAAAAGGAAAACAUUUCUCUUAUACUGUUAGUGUGUUGCGUAAAGCUAGUGGGAGGGGGAAGAGCAGAAAAGCUGGGGGUCUGAUCACCCUUCAGCUUCCAGACAAGAAUGAAACUUUUGAAUCUGCUGAGGAUGCACAGAACAGAGUUGCGGCUUUUGCUCUUUGUCACCUGUUUCCUGAUCUGCCGGUUCACUUAAUAAUUACAGAGCCUUAUGCUGCUCUUGUUAUGAAAUGGAAAGAAGAUGAAUCAUCAAGCAAUAUAGAAACUUGUGAGGAAGAAAGAAGAGCUGGGUUUGUGGAUUGGCUACUGGGUGCAGAUGGUUCAAAUCCAGAGCUUCUUAAUGAUGUUACCAAUAGUUCUCCUUCAGAAGUGUUUCAAGAUUCCCCUGUUGAAGAAAGUAAAAAUUCAAGUUUUGCUGGCACUGAUCCAAUAGCUGAAAGAGUAAGCUAUGCUAAAGAAGAGGAGAAUGUAUAUUUGAGGCAGGAACAAGAGACCAAGAAGAGAACACAUAAAUACAAGGAGAUGUUGAAAACUAGAUCUGCUCUUCCUAUUGCUGGCAUGAAAGAUGACAUUUUGCAGUUGCUAAAGGAUAAUAAUGUUCUUGUUGUUUGUGGAGAAACAGGUUCUGGAAAGACCACCCAGGUUCCUCAAUUCAUAUUGGAUGAUAUGAUUGAAUCAGGAUGUGGUGGACACUGUAACAUCAUAUGCACCCAACCAAGGCGAAUAGCAGCAAUUUCUGUUGCUGAGAGAGUUGCUGAUGAGCGAUGUGAACCUUCUCCAGGGUCAGCUGGUUCUCUGGUUGGUUAUCAAGUUCGCCUUGAUAGUGCAAGGAAUGAGAAAACAAAACUUCUCUUUUGUACAACGGGCAUUCUUCUGAGAAAGCUUGCGGGGGAUAAAAUCUUGAGUGGUGUCACUCAUAUCAUAGUUGAUGAAGUGCAUGAACGGUCACUUUUGGGUGAUUUUCUACUAAUUGUUCUGAAGAACCUGAUUGAGAUGCAAUCUGCUCAUGGCAAUCCUAAACUGAAAGUUAUUCUUAUGUCUGCAACAGUUGAUUCUGAUUUAUUUUCAAGAUACUUUGGACAUUGCCCAGUGAUUGCUGCAGAAGGUCGAACACAUCCUGUGACAACAUACUUUCUUGAGGAUAUAUAUGAAAGUAUCAACUACUGCCUUGCAUCAGAUUCUGCAGCUUCUCUAAGAAAUGAAGCAUCUACAAAAGCGAUGCAGCAGAGUGGUUCAGUUAACAACCGUAGAGGAAAGAAGAAUCUUGUCUUGUCUGCAUGGGGUGAUGAUUCCCUUCUUUCAGAGGAUUAUAUUAACCCAUAUUAUGUUGCAACCAGUUAUCAGUCAUACAGUGAGCAAACACAGCAAAAUCUUAAAAGAUUGAAUGAGGAUGUCAUUGAUUAUGAUCUGCUUGAGGACUUGGUUUAUCAUGUAGAUGAGACUUGUGGGGAGGGUGCCAUACUCAUCUUUUUGCCAGGGGUUUCAGAAAUUUACAUGUUACUUGAUAGGUUAGCUGCUUCUUAUCGCUUUGGUGGGCCAUCUUCUGAUUGGCUUCUGCCUUUACAUUCAUCUAUUGCAUCAACUGAUCAGAAAAAGGUUUUUUUACGUCCUCCUGACAACAUACGUAAGAUUAUUAUAGCUACAAAUAUUGCAGAGACCAGCAUAACAAUUGAUGAUGUGGUUUAUGUGAUUGACUGUGGAAAGCACAAGGAAAAUCGAUAUAAUCCACAAAAGAAACUAUCAAGUAUGGUUGAAGAUUGGAUAUCUAAAGCAAAUGCAAAACAACGGCGAGGAAGAGCUGGACGUGUUAAACCUGGAAUAUGCUUUUCCUUGUAUACACGUUAUAGAUUUGAAAAGCUCAUGCGUCCUUAUCAGGUUCCUGAAAUGCUUCGCAUGCCUUUGGUAGAACUGUGUUUACAAAUUAAGUUACUUAAUCUGGGUCACGUAAAGCUGUUUUUAUCCAAGGUUGGUGCUAUUGAGGGAAAUGAAGAGUUGACGCCACUUGGACAUCAUUUGGCAAAGCUUCCUGUUGAUGUAUUGAUUGGAAAGAUGCUGCUGUAUGGUGGGAUAUUUGGUUGCUUAUCUCCUAUACUCUCCAUAUCAGCGUUUUUGAGCUAUAAAUCUCCAUUUGUAUAUCCAAAAGAUGAGAGGCAAAAUGUUGAAAGAGCUAAAUUGGCCCUGUUGUCUGACAACCCAGAGGGCUCAAUUGAUUCCAAUGACAGUGACAGGCAGUCUGAUCACCUUCUAAUGAUGGUUACAUACAGGAAAUGGGAGAGGAUUUUGCGAGAGAAAGGGGUCAAUGCUGCCCAGCAGUUCUGCAAUUCUUAUUUUUUAAGUAGUUCAGUUAUGCACAUGAUAAGAGACAUGAGAAUACAGUUUGGGACAUUGCUAGCAGAUAUCGGAUUCAUCAAUCUUCCAGCAGAUCAUCAGGUUAAGGGAAAAAAGAAAGAGAAUCUUGAUGGUUGGUUUUCUGAUAACUCAAAACCAUUCAACUUUUAUUCAAAUCAUUCAGCAGUUGUGAAGGCAAUACUAUGUGCGGGUUUGUAUCCUAAUGUGGCUGCCACAGAGCAAGGCAUUGCGGGAGCAGCUCUCGGAAGAGUUAAACUAACCAAUAUUUCUGAAUCAAAGAGUUAUCCGGUUUGGUAUGAUGGAAGACGAGAGGUUCACAUACACCCUUCUUCAAUCAACAGUAGCUUAAAAGCAUUUCAGCACUCAUUCCUUGUCUUCCUUGAAAAGGUUGAAACUAACAAGGUAUUUCUGCGGGAUACAACCAUUAUCUCACCCUUCUGUAUUCUGCUGUUUGGCGGCUCCAUCAAUAUCCAGCAUCAGACUGGAUUGGUCAUGAUAGAUCAAUGGUUAAAGCUGACAGCUCCAGCUCAGACUGCAGUCUUAUUUAAGGAACUCCGAUCAGCUCUUCAUUCUCUGCUGAAGGAUUUGAUUCGAAAGCCGGAGAAUGCGACAAUUGUCAAUAAUGAGGUCGUGAGGUCCAUAGUUGAUUUAUUGUUAGAGGAAGACAAACCGUCAAAAUGAUUAGUACCAAGGAACAAGUCACAGAUUUGCAAGCCAUUGUCUUGGAUGUAAGAGGCGUUCACCCUGAAUUUUGAAUCUUUUACACAAUUCUGUAUAUUUAUAUAUUCAUUAAUCUCUUACGUUUGCUUAGAGAUUCGUUUUAAGAAGCCAUAAAUAUGCAGUGGCAAAAGGUACCAUUUUGCCCCUGAACUUUUCGACUUUUAGGGUUUUUGCCCUCCAUAUUACAAUACAUGAAUUUUUACCCU